GGGCGGGAAGACGCCGAGUCCCCGGGAGAGAAAGGAGGCGCUCGGGCGCCGGGCGAGAGAGAGAGAGAGAGAGAGAGAGAGAGAGGGAGAGAGCAAGAGAGAGAGAGAGGGGAGAGAGAGAGCGAGAGAGAGAGGAGAGAGAGGAGAGAGAGACGAGCUCCGGAGCGCGAGGCGGGCGGAGGCUGCAGCCCGCGGCGCCGGCCGAGAUUUCUCUUGGAUUUGGCUUCACAUUAAAGACCUUCUGCACUGUGUACAGGCACAGUUGCUGAUAUGUGUUCAAGAUGAGUGGGAUGGGAGAAAAUACCUCUGACCCGUCCAGGGCAGAGACAAGAAAACGCAAGGAAUGUCCUGACCAGCUCGGACCCAGCCCUAAAAGAAACACUGAGAAACGUAAUCGUGAACAGGAAAAUAAGUACAUAGAAGAACUUGCCGAGCUGAUUUUUGCAAAUUUUAAUGAUAUCGACAACUUCAACUUCAAACCUGACAAAUGUGCAAUCUUAAAAGAAACUGUGAAGCAGAUUCGCCAGAUCAAAGAGCAAGAGAAAGCAGCAGCUGCCAACAUAGAUGAAGUACAGAAGGCAGACGUGUCGUCCACAGGGCAGGGCGUCAUCGACAAGGAUGCACUGGGGCCCAUGAUGCUCGAGGCCCUCGAUGGGUUCUUCUUCGUAGUGAACCUGGAAGGCAAUGUGGUGUUCGUCUCCGAGAACGUGACACAGUAUCUAAGGUAUAAUCAGGAAGAACUGAUGAACAAAAGUGUGUACAGCAUCCUGCAUGUCGGGGACCACACUGAAUUUGUCAAGAAUCUGCUGCCAAAGUCCAUAGUGAAUGGAGGAUCUUGGUCUGGAGAACCUCCCAGGCGGAACAGCCAUACCUUCAACUGUCGAAUGCUGGUGAAGCCUUUGCCAGACUCAGAAGAGGAAGGCCAUGAUAAUCAAGAAGCACACCAGAAAUACGAGACUAUGCAGUGCUUCGCUGUUUCUCAGCCAAAGUCUAUCAAGGAGGAAGGAGAAGAUUUGCAGUCCUGCUUGAUUUGUGUGGCUCGGAGAGUCCCCAUGAAGGAAAGGCCGGCCCUUCCCUCAUCAGAGAGCUUUACCACCCGCCAGGACCUCCAAGGCAAGAUCACUUCUCUGGACACUAGCACCAUGAGAGCCGCCAUGAAACCGGGCUGGGAAGAUCUGGUGAGGCGAUGCAUUCAGAAAUUCCACACACAGCACGAAGGGGAGUCUCUGUCAUACGCCAAGAGGCAUCAUCAUGAAGUUCUGAGACAAGGAUUGGCAUUCAGUCAAAUCUACCGUUUUUCUUUGUCUGAUGGCACUCUUGUUGCUGCACAAACGAAGAGCAAACUCAUCCGUUCUCAGACUACUAAUGAGCCUCAGCUUGUAAUAUCUUUACACAUGCUUCACAGAGAGCAGAAUGUAUGUGUAAUGAAUCCGGAUCUGACUGGACAAGCGAUGGGGAAGCCAUUGAAUCCAAUUAGCUCUAGCAGCCCUGCCCAUCAGGCCAUGUGCAGUGGGAACCCAGGUCAGGAUAUGACCCUCAGUAGCAAUAUAAAUUUUCCCAUGAAUGGCCCAAAGGAACAAAUGGGCAUGCCGAUGGGCAGGUUUGGUGGUUCUGGGGGCAUGAACCAUGUAUCAGGCAUGCAAGCAACCACUCCUCAGGGUAGUAACUAUGCACUCAAAAUGAACAGUCCCUCACAAAGCAGCCCCGGCAUGAACCCAGGGCAGCCCACCUCCAUGCUCUCACCAAGGCAUCGCAUGAGCCCCGGCGUGGCUGGCAGUCCUCGCAUCCCACCCAGUCAGUUUUCCCCUGCAGGAAGCUUGCAUUCCCCUGUGGGAGUUUGCAGCAGCACAGGAAAUAGCCAUAGUUAUACCAACAGUUCCCUCAAUGCACUGCAAGCCCUCAGUGAGGGCCAUGGGGUCUCAUUAGGGUCAUCGUUGGCUUCACCGGACCUAAAAAUGGGCAAUUUGCAAAACUCCCCAGUUAAUAUGAAUCCUCCCCCACUCAGCAAGAUGGGAAGCUUGGACUCCAAAGACUGUUUUGGACUUUAUGGGGAGCCACCAGAAGGUACAACUGGACAAGCAGAGACCAGCUGCCAUCCUGGAGAACAAAAGGAGCCCAACGACUCCAGCAUGCCCCAGGCGGCCAGUGGGGACAGGGCUGAGGGACACAGCCGGCUGCAUGACAGCAAAGGGCAGACCAAGCUCCUACAGCUGCUGACCACCAAGUCCGACCAGAUGGAGCCCUCACCCUUGCCCAGCUCUUUGUCGGACACAAAUAAGGACUCUGCGGGUAGCUUGCCUGGGCCUGGGUCCACACAUGGCACCUCGCUCAAGGAGAAGCAUAAGAUUUUGCACAGACUCUUACAGGACAGCAGUUCCCCUGUGGACUUGGCCAAGCUAACAGCAGAGGCCACGGGCAAAGAGCUGAGCCAGGAGUCCAGCAGCACAGCUCCUGGGUCAGACGUGACUGUCAAACAGGAGCCCGUGAGCCCCAAGAAGAAAGAGAAUGCACUACUUCGAUAUUUGCUCGAUAAAGAUGAUACUAAAGAUAUCGGUUUACCGGAAAUAACCCCCAAACUUGAGCGACUGGACAGUAAGACAGAGCCUGCCAGUAACACAAAGCUAAUCGCUAUGAAAACUGUGAAGGAGGAGGUGAGCUUUGAGCCCAGUGACCAGCCUGGCAGCGAGCUGGACAACUUGGAAGAGAUUUUGGAUGAUCUGCAGAAUAGUCAGUUACCACAGCUUUUCCCAGACACAAGGCCAGGGGCCCCCGCUGGGUCAGUGGACAAGCAAGCCAUCAUCAAUGACCUCAUGCAACUCACCGCUGACAGCGGUCCCGUCACACCUGUUGGAGCCCAGAAAACAGCGCUGCGAAUGUCACAGAGCACUUUUAAUAACCCACGACCAGGGCAGCUGGGCAGGUUAUUGCCAAACCAGAAUUUACCACUUGACAUCACAUUGCAAAGCCCAACUGGUGCUGGACCUUUCCCACCAAUCAGAAACAAUAGUCCCUACUCAGUGAUACCUCAGCCAGGAAUGAUGGGUAACCAAGGGAUGCUAGGAAGCCAAGGAAACUUAGGGAACAAUAGCACAGGAAUGAUUGGCAGUAGCACUUCCCGGCCCACCAUGCCUUCUGGGGAAUGGGCACCACAGAGUUCGGCUGUGAGAGUUACUUGCGCUGCGACCACUGGUGCCAUGAACCGGCCAAUACAAGGAGGCAUGAUUCGGAAUCCAACAGCCAACAUCCCCAUGCGAGCCAACAACCAGCCUGGCCAAAGACAGAUGCUCCAGUCUCAGGUCAUGAACAUAGGGCCUUCUGAAUUAGAGAUGAACAUGGGAGGUCCUCAGUAUAACCAACAGCAGGCUCCUCCAAACCAAACUGCCCCAUGGCCUGAGAGCAUCCUGCCUAUAGACCAGGCAUCCUUCGCCAGCCAGAACAGGCAGCCAUUUGGCAGCUCCCCCGAUGACCUGCUGUGUCCACAUCCUGCGGCAGAGUCGCCUAGUGAUGAGGGCGCUCUUCUAGACCAGCUGUAUUUGGCCUUGCGGAACUUCGAUGGCCUCGAGGAGAUUGAUAGAGCUCUGGGGAUACCAGAACUGGUCAGCCAGAGUCAAGCUGUAGAUCCAGAGCAGUUCUCCAGCCAAGAGUCCAACAUGAUGCUGGAGCAGAAGGCCCCUGUUUUCCCACAGCAGUACGCAUCUCAGGCACAAAUGGCCCAGGGGAGCUAUAAUCCCAUGCAAGAUCCAAACUUUCACAGCAUGGGCCAGCGGCCUAACUACACCACACUCCGAAUGCAGCCCCGACCAGGCCUCAGGCCCACCGGCCUCGUGCAGAACCAGCCAAACCAACUGAGACUUCAGCUUCAGCAUCGCCUCCAAGCACAGCAGAAUCGCCAGCCUAUUAUGAAUCAAAUCAGCAACGUUUCAAAUGUGAACUUGACGCUGAGGCCUGGAGUGCCCACACAGGCUCCUAUUAAUGCCCAGAUGCUGGCCCAGAGGCAGCGGGAAAUCCUCAACCAGCAUCUCCGCCAGAGACAAAUACAUCAGCAGCAGCAGGUGCAGCAGCGAACUUUGAUGAUGAGAGGACAAGGGUUGAAUAUGACCCCAAGCAUGGUGGCUCCUAGUGGUAUACCAGCAGCCAUGAGCAAUCCCCGGAUUCCCCAGGCCAAUGCCCAGCAGUUUCCAUUUCCUCCAAACUACGGAAUAAGUCAGCAACCUGAUCCCGGCUUUACUGGAGCUACGACUCCCCAGAGUCCUCUGAUGUCUCCCCGGAUGGCGCAUACCCAAAGUCCCAUGAUGCAGCAGUCUCCAGCCAACCCAGCCUACCAGCCCCCGUCAGACAUGAACGGAUGGGCACAGGGCAGCAUGGGUGGGAACAGCAUGUUUUCACAGCAGUCUCCUCCACACUUCGGGCAGCAAGCAAACACCAGCAUGUACAAUAACAACAUGAACAUUAGUGUGUCCAUGGCAACCAACACAGCUGGCUUGAGCACCAUGAACCAGAUGACAGGACAGAUGAGCAUGACCUCAGUGACCUCCGUGCCUACAUCGGGGCUGUCCUCCAUGGGUCCCGAGCAGGUAAAUGACCCUGCUCUGAGGGGAGGCAGCCUUUUCCCAAACCCACUGCCUGGAAUGGACAUGAUCAAACAGGAGGGAGAUACGUCCCGGGUAAGCAGCAGGAGCCAUGAGCACGCAGCCCAGGCGGCUGGGGACCUUCUGUAGGCCGGAACGGGCCUACAAAGUGCUCUGUUCAGUCAGCACAUCAGACAGACAUAAAUACUGCUGACCCUGCGGGAGGCUGUUUUCUUCUUUCUUCAACCCACUGGGCGCUACUUGCUCAAAACACUUAACCAGUCUGGUUAAGCUGCGUCUGUUUGGAGCCUCCUGACCUACCACCAGUUCUCCCAGGACACAAUCAGGACAGUCGGGCCCUGGCCCCCAGCAUCGAGCGCGCUGGCCUGGCGGCCUGGCUGCCACCGGAAGAGCUGCCUCUCCUGACAGCCUGCAGCUAGCCUCCAGACCACCCCGCAGUCUGUUCACUGCAUUCACCUUAGUGCAACUUAGAUCUCCUGCAAAGUAAAUGUCGACAGGCAAACUUCAUCCCCAUUCAGAUUGAAUGUAUUUAAAUGUGUGUAUCUGAGGAGAACCAUGCUCUCGUUCUGUUCCUGUUCGGCUCCAGACACUGGUUUCUUGCUUUGUUUUCUGUGGCUAAUCAGUCUAGUACAAAACAUUAUGGUCUUAUCUAGGGGAAAGAAAGGCAUCUUAACAGUCAGACACCAGGUGUUCUAAGCUCAAGCCUGCAUUUGGGAUGGAAGCAGGGCAGACACUGUGGACAAUGCCGUGGGUGCUGACCCAGCCAGUGGCCGACAGCUGACACAUGCAGAGUUCUGUCCUACACAAAGCUGACAACCGUGCCGGAAGGAGUGUCGGUUCCUGAACAGAUGAAAGGCUCCUGAAAGAGGCAGCUAACAUCGACAAGUAUCUGUUCUACUUUUUCUCUCUGUUAAAACCAAACUAGUUCCCCCAAAUCAUGAAUCGGAAAGAAAUACUUAUUUCUAAAUUCGGUGUUUUUAGAUUGAUCCCAUAGUUUUAAUUGACAUCCGCCGCCCCUCUCGAUCCUGACUUCUCCCUGCCCCUCCCUGCCUUCUCUUGUCCCUCCCACUUGUAUUCUUUUAAAAUAGCAACAGCAUAAACUGUAGAAACCAGGUAAGCCCUUCCUUUCUGUCCGUGUUUUGCCGGCCACUUACAGCAGCUUACCAUGGAAAGUAUCUCCUGUGAAGGAGAGGGGCAAAGUGGGGGUGUGGUGCGGUCAGGCUCCGACACCCUUGCGAAGCCUGGGCCGCCCUGUCACCUCAGGCCUCCAAAAUGAGAGAACAUGCUAAUGAAACCGACAGCAGACAUCACGACAGAUAUAACCUCUGCCAUGUGUUUUUUUAUUUUGUUUUUUAGCAGUGCUGAUAAAGCCGAAGUUUUGUAAGGUACAUAAAAAUCCAAUUUAUAUGUAAACAAGCAAUAAUUUAAGUUCUGAACUUAAGUGUUUUAAUUGUAUAAUUUUGUGAGGUAUACAUAUUGUGGGAUUGACUCAAAAAAUGAGGUACUUCAGUAUUAAAUUAGAUAUCUUCAUAGCAAUGUCUCCUAAAGGCGUUUUGUAAAGGCUGCCAAUGCCUUGAUUAGACCUGAUUUGUAGACUUAAGACCUUUUGUUUUCUAAACCUUAAGAUUCUGCUCACGAAUCACGUAUCUAAUCUAUAUGAUAUGCAGCCGCUAUAGGAACCAAGUCUUGAUUUUAUAUGUUUAUAUUCUUUCUUAAUAAACCUUAGAAAGACUACGUUACUAAGCAGCCCAUUUUAUGGUUGUUUUUCUGCCCUCUCUGUCGGGGAUAACCUUUAGUAAUUGGUGUCAGUUUCAGACAACUGCAGUACCCAGAACUGAGACCUUUCAAUUCUCCCCAACCCCUGAUACUUUCUUACCUAAAUUUCAGAAUGAUAUCUUUUUGAAGUCUAAAAACAAAGCAUUUUAUAAUAUCUCAUUAUCCAAGCUUUCUAGGAACAGAGAAGUUUUUCCUUGAAAUUAUUUAUUCCUGGCAGGGUAAAAAACAUAAACUACCCUAUUUAUAUGUGUAUCUCCCUAUAUAUCUACAGAUUGUGGAAAUAUAGAAAGAGAUAUGGCCCGAAGACAAAUGGUCAGUCAUCUGAAAGUGUUGCUUCAUGCUAAAGAACUUUCUGGAAAUUUGCAUUUCGAGACCUUUUUCUGCUUUGAGAGGAAUCUCAGUGCAGGGAGGUGGCCAAGGAACAAUACUUCCCAGUGGGCACCAGUUCAUGUGUCUGCUCGAGGCUCCACUUUUCUCCACCAAAACAGCACAGCUGUGCUGUAAAGGGAGCAGAAGAAGCCCACAACUCCAAGACCCCGCCCCAGGAAUGAGCACGACCCAUUUUCAGAUCAUUUUUUUAGAAAUAUGGGAGGCAGGAUAACUUUUAACUUCACACAGCCCAAGAGAAGAUGGAGUUUAAGACAGAUUUGUUUUGUUUUGAAUCUUAAAUCCCAUUUCACUAUAACACCAGCCAUAACAUCUGUCAACAUUCAUCCAAUCCACCACUGUUCUCUAAUGGCGAUCCCAAGCCAGACAAGUGUACCAGCCUGGCAGUUAGAGCAGCCUGUGAUUAUGACAUGAAGAAGAGCACGUACAUUCUCUCACAGUUCCAAGCAGUAGUAAUGCAUUUUAUUUGACAUCUAAUUAGAAUAAAAUGAGUGAAGGAGCCAUCUGAUCAUGUUACCAUAGAAGCAAAUGCCAAAUCGACUCCCUUCAUCAUCAGUAUUUCUCAUGCUACACACAAUAAAUUUGUCCUUGGUUUUUGUUUAGCGGAACAUAUAAUCAGUGUUUUCUUAUAUUACUCAAUGUGAAAAACAUAAUGUGAAAAGCAUACACACCUCACCUUGGUUGUAUGACCCACUCAAGUGUUCGUGUAGCGUGGUUUUAAAAGUGAAGUGAGCUGUGCCACUAGAGCAGACUCGUUUGACACGAAGACUAAAACAACCCCACGUGUAUCUCUUACGACCUGUAAUAAUUGAAAGCAAUGGUCUUUUGCAGUUGAAGCUGCAGCUUUUCAUCUGUGUUUCAAAGCGGAGUUCCCACGGGCUUGACACAUGAACUGGGAGGCACAGAUCCACUUGCAGAACCCAAAGAUACACAAUCAAUUUUGAAAUGCAACUUAAGCCAUUAACUAAUUGUUGGUGUGAACUUAAAAUUUUCUAGUGUUUGUAUGGUAGUACGCUGCCUAAGAGCAAAGCAUUCUCUGCACAAAAGAAAAUACUGUAGUGGCUUCGAUUUUAAUUAGAAUUUUCUCCCUGGUGUUUCUUUAUAGACUAAAACAAAAUCUUUUAAGUUUCUUACUACAGGUAAAAGCUAUGUGCAAGAACCUCAAAAUGCUAAAACCUAGCAUAAUGCCUUAGAUCUGUUUUUAAGUCCUGUAUAUUCCUACAUAGCUGUCCAAUGUAUUAUAUUUGUAUAGUGAAUUGUGUACAAUUUUUGAAUAAGUACGUCAUCACUUACCCGUAUGUUAUUGAGCAGUGAUGACGACCCAUUUCUUCAGACAUUUAACUGUCAUUUUUUUUUCUUUGUCAUUCGUGGGUUUUAUUUGUACAGUUCCUCAUGAAGUUGCAUCUGAGAUAUGUGUAUAUGAAAAGAUUAUACAAGGGUAAACUUAAGCAAUAUAUUCACUAUGGUUCUUCAGGAGAAAGCUUACAGUGUUUCAGGUUGUGGAUUUAUUUUCAAAACAGAGUUGACUCUGAGCAUCACUUUGUUCAUCUGCAUUGAUGUUUGUAUUUCUAGUGUGAGCAGUUUAUGCAAAGGUAGAUAUAUUCAGAGAAAUUUUAAAUACAUUUAUGCAAGUUACUAUUGCUUUGCUGAUGCUAUUUGCUUAUUUGAUGUUAAAUAAUGCUAUUGUAAAUAAAGAAUCUGUUGUUACUGCAUCAUUUAAUAAAUUUUAAUGCCUUCGGGUUUUACAUGGCUUUAGAGAUUUUAA
Meriones unguiculatus (Mongolian gerbil) is the source of this 8517-nucleotide messenger RNA. It is a transcript of the gene Ncoa2, whose product is annotated as nuclear receptor coactivator 2. The record is from RefSeq and is a predicted model, not a curated record. The transcript has 23 exons. Gene Ontology annotation, cellular component: nucleus. The coding region runs from base 282 to 4718 and encodes 1478 amino acids. NCBI's taxonomy places the organism in Eukaryota, Metazoa, Chordata, Mammalia, Rodentia, Muridae. Gene Ontology annotation, biological process: positive regulation of transcription by RNA polymerase II; cellular response to hormone stimulus. Gene Ontology annotation, molecular function: nuclear receptor binding; protein dimerization activity.